Messenger RNA from Linum trigynum, 4493 nucleotides. Lineage: Eukaryota; Viridiplantae; Streptophyta; Magnoliopsida; Malpighiales; Linaceae. The record is from the annotation of a GenBank genome assembly.
CGAUUGAAUGGUUAUCAAUAAACUUAAACAAAUUAAUAGACUUAAACAUAAAAUAAAAAUAAAAAUAUUAAAAUAUGAACAUUCCGGCCAACGGGCUGGGUUACAAGCUAGUAUACAUGUAUAUUAUUAUGCAUGUAUUAAUGACAAUACAUCUAUGAGUUGCUAAAGGUCGCCCUGAAAAUUGCUAAAUGUCGCCCUAAAAAAUAUCAAAGUUACAAAUUUAACCUUUUAGCUUUUUUUACUUUUCCUUAGCAAACAACACCACUUAGUAAAGAAAAUAAAACAUUAUUCAAAAGAGAGAAUCCAUCAUCGUCAUUCUGGAGUUGGAAUCGUCGAUAUGAUGUCUGGAUCAUGACUAGUGACUCUGAAUCGGUAAAGUUCACUUCAAAAAUUGAAAAAAAAAGGAACCGUAGAUCAUUUGCGGUUCCACCAUGGGCCAACCGCAGCUCCCUUGCGGUUGCACCAUGGACCAACCGCAAGUGAGUUGCGGUUGCGCCAUGGACCAACCGUAACUUGCCUGCCUUAGGUUGAGCGUUUUUUUGGAAAUUUCGAUAGAGAACCGGCGACGACAAUGGCGGGGAAGGCGCCGCCGGACUGGUGCGUCGAGAGGGAUUCACGAAGAAGGCAGAUGAGGGGUUCAGUUUGAGGAGUUAGGGAUUGUUUGGUUUUUUGAAAUUUUAUUGAGGGUAUAUAAGUCUUUUAUCAUUAGAGUUAGGGCGACUGUUAUCAAUUUUAAGGACGACAUUUAGAGAUUCAGUUUAACUAUCACCAAAACCAAACAACAACUUAGUUUGCCGUUUCGGGCUCGUUGACCCUUUUAAAACUAUUUAAAGAACCGGGGAAAGAAGGAGAAAAAAAUGAAGGAAAGAGGAGAUAGACGGGGCCACGGGGCAAGAAACAGAGCUGUAACGGCAUCUCGCUACCGGCGCUGCCAGUCGAUUAGCCGGAGGGAGUAGAUAUAUUGGAGCUGAAAAAGAAGGAAGCAUAUUGGUAAUUCUUUCAUCGAACGCCACAGAGAUCGGAGUCUUGCUCCGUCUGCCUUCACCUGCCGCCGCCUGAAUUCCACCACCUCGGUUUCGGCUGCUGUUGUGGCGCCCAGGGCUUUGGCUUAUCGAGAGGGCGAAUAGAAAGAAUAGGAAAAAUAGAGACCUCUGGAACGAUUGAAAGAGUUGAAUUGGAGCACGUCCACUCGCGAUCGAAUUAGCAGGUGAGAGGCGGAGCUGCUCGAAAAAAUUCAGUAAAUGGGUCAAGCAGCAAAGAGAGGGGAGUAGAAGCUAUCAGGGGUUUGUUCGUGUCUUCCUCAAUCCACCUUCUCACUAUUCGGGUAUUUUCUUUUUCUGACGUCUUGACUUCAUCCUUCUGUUUUCAGCGGGUUUUCAACUGUUAUGAUCCGUUGUAAGGUUAGAGUUGGUGAAAUUGGAGCUCCUUACAGUUUUAGUGGAGUUCAUUUGUUCAAGCGCACUUUGAGUCUCAUCUGAACUAACAAUUGUUUGAUUGAUUUCAUACAAAUGUAAAGGGUAGAUUUUAUAGCUUUCGGAUGAUUUGUGGUUUUGAACUUAAUCUGCUAUUGGAAUCUACUUUGAUAAAGGGCAAAUUAGUUGGUAGCUUGCUUGGCUACACGGUUGGUGCUAAUGUAUAUUAGAUUGAGUAUAUGUCUGUUUGCUGGUAGGGUUUAACAUUACUAAUAUGAUCCUCUGCUUGCUGCUUUGUGUCUUUUACCUUCCUUGGUGGCAAGUUCAUUACUUUGAGUUUCGUGUUUUUUUUUAACAUUGCUAGGCGAAUUCUCCCUAAAUCGACAGAAGAUUUGGCAAUUCAUGAGUUUUAGGGUUGAGCUCUUUUGUGGCUUCUAAUCCAUCCUUUCCUUGUCCAGUUUUUCUGCAUGUUAUUGUCCUGCUUUUCUAAUUUGUGGUUGGCAUUUCAAUUUACUAUAUUAUAUUUACACACAUACAAUUCUCAUAAUUUACUAGGUAACCCUACUUCUUUCAUACUGUUGGACAUCCUUAUAGUUUACUAGGUAAUUCUACUUCUUGCGUACUCCUCACAGUUCACUCCAUGCUAAGAUAUUUCUUGGGUGCCAUGUAGCAUGUACAUUAGGUGAAGCCAUGAAGCCACAAUAGAUGGUUAAUUCACUCUUUAUUUAAAACCAUGAUUCACAAGCAAAAUUACUGGAACAUAUUCUCAAGUUUGUUCUCUGGUAUAUUAGUAUUAGGAAAUUUUGUUACAAAGUUUGCAGUGCAGAAGACAUCUUUGUUGCAAUAAAAUCAAUUGGUAACACAUGUCUGGCGUUUUCUGGUUAUUGCUCCACAGAGGAUGCAUAUGUGAAAUCAGAUCAACAAUCUUCCUAGCAAUAAAUGCAUUUGAAUUUUCAGAUUAAGGGCUCAAACUAGAGUGAUAUGGGAUGUUAGUUACUACAUUCUCAGUUCUGUGCUGAUGUGUCUCCAUAUCAGUUUGACUUUCAGGUUCCUGUGGUGACUCUCGACUAAAGCUUCUGGCGAGUUUAUCAAGUUGAGUAAGUAGACUGUUUAUAAAUUAAUGUUGCAUUAUAUUGUUUGUUUUUGGGUUAUGUUCAGAAGCUACAAUUGAAAGUCAGGGAAAACAGCACAUAUUCUCUCAUUAUUGUGUUUCUGUUCUCUUUUUGUGCAUGCAAAAAUCAUGUAGAGGGUCUCCAACUCUCCAUUUUGUAAGGCUAUUAUUUUACUUCACGGCUUCAAUUGAAUAAAGGAUAGUUUAACAGGUCUUCUUAUAAAUUGUGGUCCGUGAUCACUCUCAACUGACAUAAGGUUGCCUGCUGCACCUUGUCCAUAUUAUAUGAGGCAACCCUUUUUUUAGCUGGUGUAUUCAGCACUUGCGAUUCUUGCUUGCUUAUUUGAAAACUUUGGAUUUGGUUGCAUCCCCUCUUUUUCAUCUCAUUGAUGUGAUAAUAAUUGUUCUUUUCCCGUGCUCCAUAAAAUUGUACUCCUGUUUAUUAUUUGGGAUCUCAAUUAGAUCUAUACUAGUGUCGCUAUAACUCUAUUAUGUAGCUACAGCCAUCCUUAUAACAACUGCUUCUUGUUGCAGUGGAGUUUGGGGUUGAUGAUGAUGAUGUCAAUGGAGAUAUAGAAAGAAAUAUUGAACUAGAUGAUGAUAGUCAAGAAGUAGGUGAUCAAAGUGAAAUUGGUGUUAACAACAUUAUAAAUGGGGAAUUUCAGCAGGACCAGUGCAAGAAAUUGGAUCAAGAGUCUCCUGAUGAGCUCCAAGAUGGAUUUGCAGUUUCAGAUGCAGAUACUGCUGAUGAGCCAUAUGUGGGACAGGAAUUCGAUUCUGAAGCAGCUGCACAUGCAUUUUAUAAUUCUUAUGCAACACAAGUGGGAUUCAUCAUCCGAGUGAGCAAGCUGUCUCGCUCUAGGAGGGAUGGUUCUGCCAUUGGUCGGGCGCUUGUUUGUAAUAAAGAGGGUUUUAGAAUGCCAGACAAGCGAGAAAAAAUUGUUAGACAGAGAGUGGAGACUAGGGUUGGUUGCAGGGCGAUGAUGUUGGUGAGGAGAGUAAAUUCUGGCAAGUGGAUGGUUACGAAGUUUGUGAAGGAGCAUACUCAUCCAUUGACGCCUGGCAGGGGCCGAAGAGAUUGCAUUUACGAUCAGUAUCCGAAUGAACAUGAUAAAAUCCAGGAGUUGUCCCAGCAGUUGGCCGUGGAGAAGAAAAGAGCCGCGACCUACAAAAGACAUCUGGAACUGAUUUUCGAACAGAUCGAAGAGCACAACAAGUGUCUAUCAAACAAAAUCCGGCAUAUAGUGGACAGUGUGAGGGAGAUGGAGGGUGAGGGUCAGCAGAAGUAGUAGGUUUAGUUUAUUAGUAGGACAAAUUUUCUGCCUCUUUUUUCUUCUUUUAUGGCCCGGCAUUUUUGUUUUUGCCAGGUUAUAAGUUAUGGAACUAGUAAAGGCAGUAGAGGGUCUUUAGAUGGUAUGGGAGGGAAUAGUGCCAUGUUACUGUUUCAUGUAUAGUUUUCUUUCUUAGUUGGGUUCUUAUUCUUUUGGCUAAUUUCUUGAUUGAAUAAGUUUUUUUUUUUUCUUCUUCUUCUUCUUGAAUAAGUAUUUAUUGGGUGCUUGAAGUGGGUAGGAGGAAACAAAUUUAGUCUACAUUUGUUUCUUUUUUCCUUUUUCUGAUAGUCCCACUUUUCCAGAUAGGGGUGAUUAUUGGGCACUCACCUGCUUACGGUUGAAUUAGUAUAAUUGAUCGAUCCACUUAAUUGGUUCUCUAUUCAGGCCCGAUAUUUUGCUAUGAUAUGUACCCAAGGCUAAUUCUCAGCUGUUGGAAAACCGGAGCGUUUAGUGUUUGUAAAAUUGUAUCAAUCGAGAAAAUUUUCUAUCAGAAUUUAAAAUUGUAGGUGAUAUUUAAAAGUAUGAAAUGGUUAAACCAUAUUUUUAGUAUAAAUUCUACUCUGGUGCAACCUCCGAUGUGAUUUACAAUCUUUGCUAAUGCUAAUAGGCGCGAGUGUUCAAUAUAACUGGAUCAAUUGC